Planococcus citri (citrus mealybug) is the source of this 1518-nucleotide messenger RNA. RefSeq names its product PXMP2/4 family protein 4-like. Gene Ontology annotation, cellular component: mitochondrion; cytoplasm; membrane. The record is from RefSeq and is a predicted model, not a curated record. Gene Ontology annotation, biological process: cellular response to reactive oxygen species. The transcript is spliced from 4 exons. The coding region runs from base 827 to 1306 and encodes 159 amino acids. Lineage: Eukaryota; Metazoa; Arthropoda; Insecta; Hemiptera; Pseudococcidae.
AGAAACUGUAGUAGAGACAGAGAGUACAGUAAGAGUAGGGCAACUAAUUUUUUUUUCAAAUUUGAUUCUUUCUUUUGGAGAAGUUCUACCUACUUAUAUUGAUAUUGAUUUUUUUAAAUUGUUUGAUCAGCACAAUCUGGGUCAGCUGCAGUCGGUGCAGGUUCAUCGAAAUUAUUAUGCUCUUGCGCUGGAAAAAAAUUUUAAGUAUGUACCUAAUGACUAAUGAGUUAUUACUUAUUAGCAUUCAUUUGAGACGAUUUAUUUAGGUUUUCGUUUUAGAUUUAAAUUGUUGUCAGCUUUCAUUGUAGUAUUUUGUAGGUAGGUAGGUAGGUAGUUGAUUAGCCCAUUUUCUUAGGUCUGUAUGGAAAAGUUUUCUUUCUUUACAUCUUCCUUGUUGAAUGAAACGCGGCAGCGCGUCAGUGUGACCUCUAAAUUUUGCAGUCUCAGAUAUACCUACUUCACUGCAUUACGCACCCCGAGCAUGAUUGAAUUGAAGCAAUUAACAAACAAUAUUUAGGUAAAUGUUUUGAAAUUAUUUUCAAUUUUUUUUUUCGGUCAGAAACUUUAAACUUUUUUUAACUUCUCCAAUUUAUGCUAUUUUUUUCUUGUCGUAACGAAACAACUGACUUGAAAUGACCCAACUAAAAUAGAAAAGAUUCGUGCCAAACCGUCUUGUGUGAGUAUGGGCAGAUUUUACAGCAGUAGUGGAUUUUAAAAUAGACUUGCGCAUUUCUGUUAUGAAAAUUUUUAUCAAUUUUGGCAACUUUCUGCAGCAGUUACCAAGGUUUCAGGAUGACCUAUUACAAUAUAUCCUGUCAUUCGUGGAAUGGUCUCCUAUGGAACUAUAUGGCCUUCCGGAUGUUUUCUUCAGCAAAUUAUCGCUGGAGAUGAGGAAUUUGACUUCAGAAGAGCUGCCAGGUUUUCCGUUUUUGGUUGUUUCUAUGUCGCACCGACGAUUAAUGUGUGGCUAAGGUUGGCGAACAAAUUGUGGCCGAAGAAUGAUUUUAAAUCAGCUGUCACCAAGGCUGUGGUAGAACAAGUAUCGUAUACUCCGUUCGCGAUGGUUAGUUUCUAUACUGGUAUGUCUCUUCUGGAAGGAAAAACUCUUGAAGGAGCUAAAGAAGAAGUUCAAGCGAAAUUCCUGCCUACUUACAAAGUUGGAGCUUUAGCCUGGCCAGUAUUACAAACAAUUAAUCACAUGUAUGUUCCUGAAAGAAAUAAAAUCCCGUUCGUCAGUGUUUGUAGUUUAAUGUGGUCGUCUUUUCUUGCAUACAUGAAUAGAAAAGAAAAACCGACGAUAAAUUGAUAUUUUCUUGUCGUUGAAAUUUCAAAAAUACUUUCGAAGUUACCAUUAGAUACCACCCUACCCUAUUAUGAAUCCUUUUUUAUAUUUUGUUGCUCAUCUAGUCAGCGUUAUAUUUGAUUCAUUGAAUGUUUUGUUAAUGUAAUUCUCAAAUAAUAAUUCGCAAUUUCCUGUUAAUUAAAAUGUUAAAAAUAUAGUAUCUUUUUGGUUUUGUA